GCAGAGCCUUGGCAGGGAGCAGUUGUGGAGAAAAUGCCUUGCUUUGUGGAGAGAAUUCUUCCAGGGCAGGAGGGAGAGGUGAGACAGAGCGCUGAGGGCGGUCUGCUGCCAGCUGAAAGGACUUUUUGCACUGAAACGACCUCAGGAAAACCCAAGAUGGCCGCCAAAAGGAAAGGUGGCCUAAAACUCAAUGCUAUCUGUGCCAAGCUGAGUCGCCAAGUGGUGUUCGACAGCAGUUCCCAGAAUGCAGAGGGAGACCAGAGUGUAGCAGAAAACAGUGAGCGUGGCAGUUCCCAUUAUGAUGACUGCGAGACCAACUUCACAGAGAACCUGAGCCUGAGUCAGAGCCUCGAAGAGGAUCAGAAGAGACGCGAGGCCAUAGAGAAGUGGGUCAACGGCGAAUACAGUGAUGAGCCACUAGCUCCCGAUGACGAGCAGGAGCGUGAACUCAAAGUUAGCCACGAUGAAGACGGUCCUCCUGAGGGCGUAUACAUGGUACAGCCUAAAGGCUGCAGUGAUGACGAGGACAAUGCUGAGGAGCCUGAGGCCACCGUGGCGUCUCAGGAUGGCAGUUACCACGACGACAAAGAGGCUGAAGACAGGCCUCCAAAUGAUGACAACUAUAUUCCUCCAAAUGAGCCCCAGCGUCGCCAAGCACCUUUCUCCUCUCCAGGAGAAACAUCUGCUCUGCAAGACUAUGCAGCCAAUACCAUGACUGAGUUUCUGGGGAUGUUUGGUUAUGAUGACCAGCAGGUAAGGGAUGAGCUGACCAAGAAGAUCAGCUUCGAGAAGCUCAAAGCCGCUACCUCAGACCCUUCGUCCCUCAGCAGCGAGGAGGCCUCACGACGCGCCCGCUUCUCCAAGUAUGAAGAGUACAUUCGCAAGCUGAAAGCUGGCGAGACCCUACCGUGGCCCAUGCAUACUCCCCCACCCAAACCGGACGACCUCAACUCAAAACUGUCCCAAGACAAGAGCGCUACCAUGCUCCAGACCUCAGGGUGCCUACCAGGGGCUGAAGCACAGAUAUACCCAUCCAGCCUGGACCACAAACAGCCGGUGGCCCUUCAGCUGGUUAAUUCUCGGCCCCCCAACCCCUCCCACAUGCAAAACAUGGCUUCCCGCGCCUCCAAGUAUGACUUCUUCAUCCAGAAGUUGAAGAUGGGCGAGAGUUUACAACAGCAGAACGGCAGUGCUUACAAGCGACCCUCGAAGUACGACCUGGAGAACGUCAAGUUUCUGCACCUCUUUAAGCCCGGUGAGGGAAACCCUGACAUGGGAGGUGCCAUCGCCUUUAAGACUGGCAAAGUGGGUCGCCCUUCAAAGUAUGACAUCAGAACGAUUCAAAAGCUAAUGCCGGGAAACCCCGAAGCAUCACUGAUGCCCAAUGUUCUAGCAACAGCACCGGGUAAUCCAGGAGCUCCUGGUGUCCCUACUGUGGGUGCAGUUGGUGCUACCAUUGCUCCAGGGCUUACAAUGGACCAGGCCGGACACAUAAGCUUCAAUGCUGCUGACUACAUCAAAUCCAGCUUUUCCAAGACUGACUCUAUCACCACGGGCACAGUUUCCUCUGUUAAGAAUGGUCUGCCACCAGAUAAACCCACCAGUGAUGACAUCAACCUCUACCAGAAAUAUAUUGCGAGGUUCUCUGGAAGUCAACACUGUGGACACGUGCACUGUGCCUACCAGUACAGAGAGCAUUAUCACUGCAUGGACCCCGAUUGUAACUACCAGAGGUUUACCAGUAAGCAGGAUGUAAUCAGGCACUACAACAUGCACAAGAAGAGGGACAACUCCCUGCAGCAUGGCUUCAUGCGCUUCAGCCCUCUGGACGACUGCAGCGUCUACUACCAUGGUUGCCACCUCAAUGGAAAAAGCACCCAUUACCACUGCAUGCAGGUGGGUUGCAGCAAGGUAUACACCAGCACCUCAGAUGUCAUGACGCAUGAAAACUUCCAUAAAAAGAACGCUCAGCUGAUCAACGACGGUUUCCAGAGAUUUCGUGCUACCGAGGAUUGUGGCACAGUCGGGUGUCAGUUCUACGGUCAGAAGACCACACACUUCCACUGCAGACGCCAAGGCUGCACAUUCACUUUUAAGAACAAGUGUGACAUUGAGAAGCACAAGAGCUACCACAUCAAGGAUGAUGCCUAUGCCAAAGAUGGCUUCAAGAAGUUCUACAAGUAUGAGGAAUGCAAGUACGAGGGCUGCGUCUACAGCAAAGCUACCAACCACUUCCAUUGUAUUCGUUCAGGCUGUGGCUUCACCUUUACCUCCACCAGCCAGAUGACCUCACACAAACGCAAACAUGAGCGUCGGCACAUCCGCUCCUCUGGUGUCAUGGGCCUCGCCAACACCUUCAUGGCUCCGAAGGAUGAGCCAGAGGAAUCCAGCAAUGAUGAUCUGAUGGACUUCUCGGCCAUCAGUAGCAAGAACUCCAGCCUGAGUGCCUCCCCUACGACCCAGCAGUCCACUACUGUACCACACUUGCUGACCACAGCGACCACUGCUGUCUCCUCCUCCUCUAUGCCAGGCCUGACUCUAAAGCAAACCCCCUCACUAGCCAGCGCUGGCCAGCGCAUGUCCAGCCUGCUGACCCAAGCCCUACCCAGCAACAUGCCGGUGGCCCUCGCUCUCUCCAACAGUGCUCUGGCCAGCUCCAACCCAUUCUUCCCUCUUAUGCCUAGGCUGCCUCUUCAACCAACUCCACCAGCCGCUAGUCUGAUAUCAGCAGUUUCUUCUGGGGCCCACUCCGUGCCCACCGACUCCCUGGCCCAAGGCUGCUCCAGGGUGGGGGGAGAUGCAGCCAUGGCAUGUACUCCGACCUCCUUGGCCACCUCCUCCAUUAUGGAGAAGAUCUCCGCCAGCAAGGGUCUGAUAUCACCCAUGAUGGCCAGACUGGCCGCUGCCGCUCUGAAACCCUCCAACAACACAGACACAGGGAACGGACACCCGGCUUCAGCCAGCCAGUUCAAUCUGGUUCAAGUGAAGCAGGAGCCAAUGGAUAACAUCUCUGGAGCUUCCCAUGGUUCCACACAGGAACACAGCUUGGACUUGAGCAAGAAAGACCACAGUAAUGAAUCAAACGGACACCCUGUACCAGGAAAUACAUCUCUUUUAUCCUCGCUUAUGAAUAAGAUGUCACAGGCGAACCCUGCUCUCUUCAAUGCCAUGAACGUGAAGAUGGAGCCGGAGGGAGGCCAGGCCAACAACGCUUCUGAGGCAGCAAUGUACACACAAAGAGUGCUGAAGAGGCCCCUGCCAGAGAAACCCUCUGAGAUCUGGAGGACAUACCUCCGCAGGUUUGAUACAGAUGACUUCUGCGAAGCUCAAUGCGACUUCCUUCAGAAGGUGCAUUUUCACUGCCUGGUUGAGGACUGUGGUGCACUCUUCAGCACUGUUGAUGGAGCAAUUAAACAUGCUAACUUCCAUCUCCGAGCCACCUUAAAGGUGAAGUCAGAGCCUCCUUUUGGUGACGGCAAGGAGUCCUGUGAGUCAGCCCCGCUCCAGCCUGUUGCCCCUGUCUCCAUGGCCAAUAAUCCCUCCAUGGAUGUGGCACACCUCACCUCCUCUGGCGGCUACAGCUCUCCUCCUCCCUCCGUGCUGGCCUGGAAGCAGCUAACCGGCAGCAUCCCCCAGAUUCCAGCAUCAAUGCCCAACCUGCCAGCAAACUCCCCUCUGGCCACCACCUCUCUGGAGAAUGCAAAGCCACAAGUCAAACCUGGCUUUCUGCAGUUCCAGGAAAAUGAUCCCUGUUUGGCUACUGACUGUAAGUACUCAAACAAGUUCCACUUCCACUGCUUGUUUGGGAACUGCAAGUAUGUGUGCAAGACCUCCGGGAAAGCAGAGUCCCAUUGUUUGGACCACAUCAAUCCCAACAACAACCUGAUCAAUGUCCGUGACCAGUUUUCCUACUAUUCUCUUCAGUGUCUCUGUCCCAACCAGCAAUGUGAGUUCAGAAUGAGGGGCCACUAUCACUGUCUGCGGCCUGGCUGCUUCUUUGUCACCAACAUCACCACCAAGCUGCCGUGGCAUGUCAAGAAGCACGAGAAGGCAGAGCGCCGCGCGGCCAACGGCUUCAAAUAUUUCACCAAGAGGGAGGAGUGUGGGAGGCUGGGUUGUAAGUAUAACCAAGUCAACAGCCACUUCCACUGCAUCCGAGAGGGUUGCCAGUUCUCCUUCCUGCUCAAGCACCAGAUGACCUCACACGCACGCAAACACAUGAGGCGGAUGCUGGGGAAGAACUUUGACAGAGUCCCGUCCCAGGUGAUGCCACUCGGCCAAAGGGGGGACGAGAUGCAGCAAGCUCCCGGUUUUAUGUCCGGGUCCAUGAUGGGCCAAUCUGGCAUCACCUCCAGCUUCUCCUCCGUUUCCAUUGAUGAGACCGAUGACUACAUGGACUACAUGGGAGGAGGAGGAAGCCCCUUGGGACUCUCUUCUGAGUCCUCCAACCAGGACCGAAGCUGCACCAGCACACCUGUAGGCAACGAUAGCUCUCCAGCAGGACAAGGCUUCCCCGCCACCACUUCUGCUCCUACCACCCCUGCUGACACUAGCACAACCCAAAACGCACCUCCUUCUUCCCCUCCUCCUCCUCCACCACCACCUCCUCCUCCACUGCCACUACCCUGCGGUCCUCAGCCUGGCUACCAGUCCCAGGCCCCAUCUCUCUCUCCCGCUCUCCUCCGACCUUCUCUCCCCUCACUCCCAUACCUCCUCUCUCCAUCCUGUCUGUCAUACUCUCUGCUCAGCGCCUCUCUGGGAGCAACUCGGAGUGUUGUCAUGCCAACCAACACACCAGCUUUCAGCCCCAUCAUUGCCACUCCGUCUCCAGUUAAAAAUGACGUCCCUAUAGUGCAGGAUGCUGCAGGCAAUACCAUCUCCAUUCCCACAGCCACUGGUGCAAAGAAGCGCUUCUGGAUCAUCGAGGACAUGUCACCAUUUGGCAAGCGCCGCAAGACCGCAUCAUCACGGAAGAUGCUGGAUGAGGGCAUGAUGCUGGACGGCUUCCGGCGCUACGACCUGUAUGAGAACUGCAAAGAUUCAGGAUGCCAGUUUUCUCUCAAGGUGACCCACUACCACUGCACUCGCGAGAACUGCGGCUACAAGUUCUGCGGACGCACCCACAUGUACAAGCACGCGCAGCACCACGACCGCGUGGACAACCUGGUCCUGGACGACUUCAAGCGCUUCAAGUCUUCGCUCAGCUGCAACUUCCCAGACUGCCAGUUUUCUGGCAACAGCACCCACUUCCACUGCCUGCGCUGUGGCUUCCGCUGCACCGACAGCACCAAGGUGACGGCCCACCGCAAGCACCACGGCAAGCAAGAUGUGAUCAGCGCCGCUGGCUUCUGCCAGUUCAGCUCCAGUGUUGACUGUGAGGUACCUGACUGCAAAUAUAAGCUUAAGUGUUCACACUUCCACUGCACCUUCCCCGAGUGUAAGCACACAGUGGUCGGCAUGUCCCAGAUGGACUCCCACAAGAGAAAGCAUGAGAAGCAGGAGCGGGGUGAGCUGCCGUCUGUGUCUCCAAAACGAGAAGGGGCGCACCUGCCAGGAAAUGUGGCGGUGGUCCCUCCUUCCUCCAUGGGUCUUUCUACUUCCUCACCCGGUGGCCUCCACGCUUUGUCCCACAGCAUGAACAGCAGUGCUCCCACCAUGCUCUACCACACAGGUGGCGUCUGCUCCGGCUACAACCACUCGUACCCGCCGUCUUCCAUCAGCCUGGAUAGCUCCCUCAACCUGGGCACCGACACCAGCAGCUCCCUGUUUUUCCUGAAGAACGCAGCCGGCCUGGGUCUGAGCGACUCGCUGGACCUCAGCAAGAAGACGCACCACGAUGCAGCGCGAUUGGGCCACAAUCCCGCACCAUCGCUCGGCGUGUCGGCAGCUCAGGACGACACCACGGCAACAUCUGGAGAUGCCGAAGAGGACUUGUCACCCGAGGAGGAGGCACAUGCUGAAGAAGAGGACGAAGAGGACGAAGAGGAGGAAGAGGAGGCAGAGGAUGAGCUAAACAGUGACUCAAAUGAUGAUUCAAUGGCGGAUGGUGAAAAGGACAACAGCAAGACUUUUGAUGGUUCCGUUAACCACACUGAUGCUUACCAAUUGGAAAAGGAAGACACUGACCCAUAAAAAAAGCAAUGCGACAGACUGUAGGAACUCCUGCGCACCAUGAAUAGACAAAAGAAAAGUGGCCUCAUUCAUCAUGUUUAGAGACUUAAGAUGACUUUAAAAUAAAAAAAAAACAGCAAUGAGGAGAAAAUGACGGCCCAAAAUGAUUUAUCAUGAUGUUUACAAGAUGACCAACAUUAUUAAUUCAAUUAUGCAUUAAAAUAUGAACAGAGACACACAGAGGAGUUAGGCCCCCUGUUUUACACACGGGGCAGCAAUGUAAAGCAUUUUACUACACAUCAGUCUUUUUGUGUGCGUGCAUGUUUGACUUUAAUUUAUUUUUAAUUUUUUCACUUUUUUGUGUGCGAAAAAAAAACAACAGAAAAACAAAAACAAAUCACUCUAUAUAACUAUCCGUAAGUGUGUGAGUGUGUGUGUGUGUGUAUGAACGACAAUAUACAAAAGGAACUAGCUGACACAAGUGACAUGAACUGCAGGAUACAUAGAAAACAGGGGCAUGAAUCACUAAGGGAAACAGGACAUGUUUCUAACAUUUAAUCUUUUUUCUGUAUUAUUAUUGUUAUUAUUAUUGAUUAAUAUUAUUAGACACUGAGAGAUAAGGGACACCGUUUUCUUGCUCCCAUCUCUCUGCUUCUAUGUUCUCAGUGACAGAUGGAAUUGACCAGUAACUGUUUGAUCAGUAUCAGCUGCACUUAGGCGUCCAGCAAGCCGCCAGCUUCAAACGUUCUCUCUGACAUUCGCAAGAAAUGUUCAAGUCGCACCAACUCCAAGCGUAGCCCUCGUCAUUUUACCCUCCGUGGAGGAAUCAAGUUUGUGCGUGAAUAGUGCACUUUUAUAUUAGCUGACCAUGAUGAAAAACAGUGAUCAUAGAUGACUCAUAUUUAAAAAUAUUUUUGUUACUAUUUGCAUCUUUGCAUUAAAAUGUUUUUGUUGUGUUGUUAGUCAGAAGCAUAUCGAUUUGUUAGCAGGCGAAGUGGUGAGGGUGGAGCUGGGUGGGGCUGGGGAGGGGGAGGGCGGGGGGCCGGGCCGGGUCGGACUGAUCGGAGGAAGAAACGUGUCUCUCGAACGAACGCAGCAGAUCGGACGGCGGAGGCGUCAGGGAGUGUCUAUGUUGAAACUGUACAGACCGAAAAAUGUCUCAACGGCAUUUUGUUUUUCAUUCACUAUGGUUGUGGUUGAGCUCCUGUUGUAACAGUUUUUAUUUAAUAUUUAUGUGACCUUCCAAUGCGAAAUUUUUAGGGUGUUAUUGCACUUUUUAGGUUCAUUUUUAACGUCUGAAAAAAAAAGAAUGAUAUAUAUCUUUUAACAGGGAAUUUGCUUUAAAGAUGUUGUUUUAGUUCACUUUUGCUUUGAUGCACAAAUAGAUGUUAGUGUGACAACAAACUGUUGUUCUGUGGUUUAUUUAAAGACUGGUUUUUAUUUUUUGCUUCUUUUGUGAUUAGACAGUUUGAUAUGGGGAAAGAAAAAAAAAAGAAUCUGCGGUGUGCCAGAAAAAGGGCAACCAAAUAAGAAACACUAAUAUGGACUGUGAUUUAAAUUAAUUCUUCAGAAGUUCAUAGCAAUGCUCACUUACUGUCGUACCAAAUUAUAAACCUGUCAGACCACCCUCUGGUUUUUAUUGAGCAAAUAUGUAUGACGGAGGAGUGGACUCAUUGAAUUAUCUCCUGAGCUUGGCAUUGGAAAGAAAUGAUCAUAACAUAGGGAAUAAUAAUGUGUGUAGAUUAUAUUCCUUGAGAUAUUGUUUUGAGAAGGGAAAAAAAAGGCUGUACAGUAUUUUCCUCUGUAAAAAAUAACUAUAUAUGAACAAAAUGCUCUUUGAUGAACAGCUUCCUUUAAAAAGAAAAACCCUAAAAAGGAGAAAUGAAUAAUAAAAAGUAAAAAAAAGAAAAAAUCAAAUAGCCUCAUUAUAGUUUGCUUGUGUGUGUGAGCUUUUUUUCUUUUCGUUAUUUUUACACCAAAGGUUGUUUAGACAGUUCAAUUUGUUUGCAUUAUACAUACAAUUUUCCAAAUUUUGUCAGCAGCUCAAACUGAAAUACACUGACCCUUAACUCAUUCGCUGAUGUUUCUGCUUUAUUUAUCAACUCACUUUAUUCAUUGUCAUUUUUCUGCGUGUGUUUUUUUUUUCUUUCAUUUGUUUUUGUGGCUCAUUAACUUGAAUAAUCUGCAAAGAUAAGUGUCGGGGCUGGUAGACGUCAUGCACUUGAAUUCAAUUUGUGUGUGUGUGUGUGUGUGUGUGUGUGUGUGUGUGCGCGUGCGCGCGUGUGUGAAGCUGCAGAAGAGCAGGAUCUGUAAAAAGUUAAAACUAAAUAAAUUGAAUUAUUAUGACGUUGAACAUGUAUUGCUUGCCGGCGGUCCAGCCUGAACAUUAGGACGUGUGCGUGGAGCGGAGAGGUGCUGCGGAUGCGCGGGGGGGCAGGAGGUCACCGGAGCCCCCUCUGUCAGUCACCGAUACUACUGAAGUGUGGUCUCCCCCCGAGAGAGGCUGUAACAACACACCUGUAUUUCUGUUUAAGCCGCUCACAGCUCCGGUUAAGACCAAUAACUUCAAUAACUUCAUCGCCUCGUGCAUCUGUUUCCGACUUUCUGCCUGUAAACUGGGAUCCAACUGGGAUCCUUUUUUUUUUUUUUUUUUAAUUCAAAGCAUUUAAAGAGAGUAAACCAUCUGCAUCCAUGCAGGUUUUACGAAUCAACAAUAUUUGUUGUCGGGGUCACCCCAUUGUUUGUUCUGGUGUGGGAACAAGAGCCAAGGACCAUUAAGGAGACAUAAGGGUCUGCUGCCGCUAACAAGACGGCUCUCUGCAUCUUGCUCACUGCUAACAGGGCACAUUUAAUAUUAUCAUUUCUUCCCCUUUUUUUUUUCUUUUGCUUCAAGCCAUGUGCUGAGUUCUCCCUCUCCCUCAUGUCACCCAGAGGCCAGUGUGCUGACUCUGUCCCCUCAUCUACAGCUGUUCCCAUGCUUCCUCCUUCUCUUCCUUGUGAUGUUUUUAAUGAAAAAAAAGAAGGAAAAAAAAACACAGAUAAAGGCAUCACCAUCUGUCAGCCAGCUGGUAUCCUGUAUAUAAUCUACCAGAGGGGGAAAAAAAAAAAAAAGGAAUAAAGCUGAAAAUUAUAUUACACAAAAACCAGACGGAAACAACCUCCAAAUCUUGCGUAGACUUCCACUGAAAAGACAGAUCAUUUUACUGCUUUAAUUAACUGAGGAAAAAAGAUGGUAUAAAACAGUGGUCUGGAGAUAAACACAGAUCUGCUUCCACUGCUGGAAAAGGUAAAAUAUUAAACCCACUGCGGAGAAACGGAGCAACUUUUCAGAUUUUGUAAAAUAUAUUGCACUUUUGGAGUAAAAGCCAUUCACAAUCAGCAUUCAAUUUGGCUUCAUUUAUGAGACAUUUUAUAUGGAAAAAUAGUGCUUUAAAAAAACAAACAAAAGAAAAACAUAAAAAAACCAAAACAACUUGCCCUGAGCACUACUUCACAUUCUCGUCAAAUUGCUUAUUUCCUCUCAGAUGCAGUGCUGUCCGUCGUCAUUGUGCUAUAUUUAUGUUUUUCCUUUCAUUUCUGCAUGUCUGAUGCAAAGUUUGAGCUUUUCACUCACUGAAAUAAAAACAUACCGAAUGACUUUAGGUCCGUUUUCAGUGUCAGU
Cololabis saira (Pacific saury) is the source of this 9772-nucleotide messenger RNA. RefSeq names its product castor zinc finger 1 (gene casz1). Lineage: Eukaryota; Metazoa; Chordata; Actinopteri; Beloniformes; Belonidae. The coding region runs from base 34 to 6132 and encodes 2032 amino acids. The record is from RefSeq and is a predicted model, not a curated record. Gene Ontology annotation, biological process: positive regulation of transcription by RNA polymerase II; regulation of neuron differentiation. The transcript is spliced from 20 exons. Gene Ontology annotation, molecular function: DNA-binding transcription factor activity, RNA polymerase II-specific; RNA polymerase II transcription regulatory region sequence-specific DNA binding. Gene Ontology annotation, cellular component: nucleus.